UUUUUAAUUUAUAUGAGUGAAAGAAAAAAAUAAGAGAGAAAGAUAGUGGAACGCCGACCUGGUAAUUCGGACACGGUUCCUUUUUCAUUAAAAUUUCAUUCUCAAUCAAAUGUCCUUUCUUCUUCUAUCAUUUCAUCUUCUUCUUAAUUACUAUUAGUUAAUUGCGAUGGAUUCGAGUACAACCCAGGAAUUCGAUUACUUGUUCAAAUUAUUGAUGAUUGGUGACUCCGGAGUUGGCAAGAGUAGUCUCCUCCUCUGUUUCACCUCUGAUUCUUUCGAAGAUCUUUCUCCUACAAUUGGUGUUGAUUUUAAGGUUAAAUAUGUUACUAUUGGUGAUAAGAAGUUGAAGCUUGCAAUCUGGGAUACAGCUGGUCAAGAGAGAUUCAGAACACUUACGAGUUCUUAUUACCGAGGUGCACAAGGGAUCAUUAUGGCUUACGAUGUUACUCGACGAGAUACAUUUACAAAUCUCUCUGAAGUCUGGGCUAAGGAAAUAGACCUUUAUUCAACAAAUCAGGACUGCAUCAAGAUGCUUGUUGGAAAUAAAGUGGAUAAGGAGAGUGAUAGAGUUGUGACAAAGAAAGAGGGAGUAGACUUUGCAAGAGAAUAUGGUUGUCUAUUUAUUGAAUGCAGUGCUAAAACUCGAGUUAACGUACAACAGUGCUUUGAAGAGCUUGUUUUGAAGAUUUUAGACACACCGAGCCUCAUAGCAGAGGGUUCGAAAGGGGUCAAAAAGAACAUUUUUAAGGACAAGGAACUCCAGUCUGAUGGAGCCACAAGUGGUUGUUGCUAAAGAAGAUGCUAUUUAACUCAAACUCAAGAUUCACACUGCCUAUGAAGAUCUCAAAGAAAAGGGAAUCAGAGUUCUAAUACACACUUUUUGGUUAUUUAGCAGCAGCUGAAGUCUUAAAACAACAGAGAAUCCAGGCUCCUAUUUUUUCUGGAAUAUUUGUAAUAUAAUGAUCAUGCUUCUUUUUAUUUAUUUAGAUUUUAUUUUUGUUAUUUGCAUUUAACAUAUUGACGUUGAAGAAUCUUGAUAUAUCAUGGUAUGGAACCCAACUUUAAUUGUAUACAACUAAAGAACAAAGGGAGAAACUGGAUUUCCUGCUUUUACUGCAAGAUGAGGUAAGGGGCGUGAACCCGUCUGAUCUUGAAGUUUGAACCGUUCGAUCACAGAUCUACAGUCAAUAUUAGAUACAACGUGAUAUUGUAUGGAAAUGCUACUCGAGUGAAUUUUGACAUAUUUGGUUCAUCUAAGAUAAAAUUGAUUUUUGUCUUUUAA
This is a messenger RNA of Vicia villosa (hairy vetch), 1282 nucleotides long. Its product is annotated as ras-related protein RABC1-like. The coding region runs from base 167 to 793 and encodes 208 amino acids. The record is from RefSeq and is a predicted model, not a curated record. Gene Ontology annotation, molecular function: GTPase activity; GTP binding. The transcript is spliced from 7 exons. NCBI's taxonomy places the organism in Eukaryota, Viridiplantae, Streptophyta, Magnoliopsida, Fabales, Fabaceae.